Molecule: messenger RNA, 1110 nt
Organism: Brassica rapa (field mustard)
Lineage: Eukaryota; Viridiplantae; Streptophyta; Magnoliopsida; Brassicales; Brassicaceae
Product: protein LURP-one-related 5
Source: RefSeq, a predicted model, not a curated record
CAGCACCCACGUGUCAGUUUAACGUUUGCGCAAACUGUAAAAAUUCCUCAGUGAGAUUCUUUCUCUCCGUGUCGGGUUCCCCUUAUAAAUCUUGCACUCCUUGUCUUUCUUUUCCCCCAACCUUCACUUCUCUCUUCUCUCUAAUAAGUAAACUAGUCGUAACCUCCAACAAAGAGCUUACAAGCAUCAUUUACAGCAACAACCCGAAAGAACUCUCAGUUGGAUCGAUCAGCAUUCGGGAGAAAAAAAUGAAAGGAGGUUUGCUUGUGGACGAUGAAUUUAUUCACGGGGAAGAGACGAACCUGACUGUUCGGAAAACUUCCCUCUUUUUCUCCGGAGAUGGUUUCACUGUUUACGACUGUAAGGGCUCUUUGGUCUUUCGCGUGGACUCUUACGGUGGUCCCAACAACCGCGACACCGACGAGGUUGUCCUCAUGGACGCUCACGGUCGCUGUCUCCUCACCCUCCGACGAAAGAGGCCGAGUUUGCGACGGAGAUGGGAGGGGUAUCUCGGGGAGAGAACAGACGGUCAGAAACCAAUCUUCGGGGUGAGGAGAUCCUCGAUAAUCGGGAGGAACAGCGUGACGGUGGAGGUUUACGCGGAGUACGAGUGCAGCGAGUACCUCAUCGAAGGAAAUUUCGGGCAGAGGAGCUGCACGGUGGUGGAGGCGGAGACGAGGCGGAAGGUGGCGGAGAUACGGCGAAAAGUGGAUGCCUCAACGAACGUGAUGCUCGGGAAAGACGUAUUCUCGUUGAACGUGAAGGCCGGGUUUGAUGGAGCCUUCGCGAUGGGAUUGGUCCUUGUGCUUGAUCAGAUCUACGGUGACGAUUACGUUGAGGUUGGUGAGGAACAGGUGCACCCUUCCGCAGUAGAUCUUUGAUUUCUUCGUCCCUCCCUUCCGUGUGGAAAUAUUAAUAAUUCUGUUUAUUUUCAAGAAAGAAAGAAAGUAAGGUGUUAACUUUUAACACAGAGAUUAGUUGUAGAUAAUGGGGAAAAAUAAAUUUUCCUUUUGUUGGUGAGUUAGGCAAAAAGAUAAGAGUUGUGUAUCUCUAAACGAGUUCAAAAUUCACAUUUAUUAGUCAAACAAAAUAUGAAAAGCUAUUACCUCA